GACCGGAAGGAGGCAGUGGCGACAUGCACCUGUCCGCUCAGCCAGUGCUAUAGAGACGGAGGAGGGAACACCAUAGAGAUCUGCCAAAGUAAGGCUUGUGCAACUGAAAACUUCGCAGGCAAUCGGCCGUGGAAGUUUCUCAGUCCUCCGCUCUUAUACCCUGGGAGAACUCCCCUUUGCGAAGGGCGUGUUCCUUCAACAUUCAGAAUGGCAUUGAGGAAUGUGAACUCUGACCUUGACAUUGAAAGAAAAACUUCCUCCUUCAGUGUAGAACGACUUACCAAUAUACUGGAUGGAAGUGCUGAAAACACCCGGAUCCGGAGGGCAGUAAAUGCUGUACUCCAGAAUGAUCCAGAAUUUAACCUUGAAAACCAGUACUUCCUCACCCAGAACGAAAGAUAUGAAGAUUCUGUCAGGAGGUCUAUCCACCUCUCAAAAAAGAUGAAUGAAAUGGGAUGGACCACAAAUGGACCUGAAAGGACUUGCUGUUACAGGGCUCUUUCGGCUAAUUUGGCAUUUAACGUGCACAUAGUCUUUAUUAAGAGCAUUUUGGGGUUGGGCACAGAAGAACAGAUUGCCAAAUGGAUCCCCUUAGCAGAGAAGUAUUACAUCAUAGGAACCUACGCCCAGACUGAACUGGGCCAUGGAACUUAUCUUCGGGGUUUGGAGACAACAGCCACUUUUGAUGUUGCCACACAGGAGUUUGUUCUUAACACCCCAAGCAUCUCUGCCAUGAAGUGGUGGCCAGGAGACUUGGGACGAACAGCAACUCAUGCUGUAGUUUUUGCUCAGCUUUACCUAAAAGGAAAGAGUUACGGCAUGCAUCCCUUCGUAGUGCACAUCCGCAGCCUCCGCGAUCAUUCUCUGGCACCAGGAGUAACUGCAGGGGAUAUUGGUCCCAAAAUGAGCUUUGAAAAUAUUGACAAUGGCUUUCUCUUGCUGGAGAAUGUUCGGGUUCCAAGGGAAAACAUGCUGGCCAAAUUCUCUCAGGUUCUGCCAGAUGGUCAGUAUGUAAAAAAAGGAUCUGAGAAGAUUAACUACUUGACUAUGAUUGUGGUCCGUGUGUCCAUGGUUCAAAAUGAAGUUGUCCUCACUCUGAUGAAGGCAUGCACCAUUGCAAUCCGAUAUUCUGUGGUCCGACGGCAGUCUGAGUUAAAGCCCGGUGACCCAGAAGCAAAGAUUCUGGACUAUCAAACUCAGCAACACAAGCUGCUACCUCAGCUGGCAGCUGCCUAUGCAUUUUACUUUGUUUCUAAGUAUCUGUGGGACAUCUUUGACAGGGGCUACACCGAAAUUAAAGAAGGAAAAUUUGGCUUGCUUCCUGAGCUUCAUGCCCUUGCUUCAGGCAUUAAAGUGAUAGCUACAGAAUAUUGCUCAGCCGGGGUUGAGGUGUGUCAGAAGGCCUGUGGAGGACAUGGCUAUUCUCUUCUCAGUGGCCUGCCUUCCUUAUGCAGUAGACUGAUGGCUUCUUGCAUUUAUGAGGGGGAAAACACGGUUCUUCUCCUGCAGACAGCCAGGUUUCUGAUAAAAUGCCUUGGGAUGUCACGCAGUGGCCACCCUCUUCCUUCAUCCGUUGCCUACUUAUCUUCCAAAAGCUUUGGGAAAUGCCACGCUCAGGAAAACAGAGAUUUCCUAAAUCCUGAUGUUUACGUUGAAGCUUAUAAGCACAGAGCAUGGAGGAUUGUAAGAAAUGCAGCAACCAAACUCCAGACUUUGGUCCAAUCAGGAAUAGCACAGCAUGAAGCAUGGAACAGAUGUUCUGUCCAAUUGGCACAGGGUGCUAUGGCUCAUAGCCAUUACAUUGUGGUGGAAAAAUUUGUCAAAGCACUGGAGACAUUUGGAAAAGAGGUUGCCAUCCAGAGGGUCCUCAAACAUCUCUGUGACCUUUUCGCACUGCAUGGGAUUUUAUCUAACAUGGGAGACUUUGUGCAGGACACGUACCUUUCUACACAGCAAACUGACAUGGUGACUGAAUCGUACCUGGAUCUCCUGACAGUCAUUCGGCAAGAUGCUGUGCCGUUAGUGGAUGCAUUUGAUUUCUCUGAUGCUAAUUUAAAUUCAGCCCUUGGCAGCUAUGAUGGUCAAGUCUAUCAGCGGCUUUAUGAGUGGGCCAAGAAGUCACCAACCAAUCAUCAGGAUAACCGGGUCUUUGAGACGUAUUUGAAACCACUUUUCCGGAAUGCCCUGUCGAAGCUAUGAAGUGAAAGAAGGGAACGGAGCAGAGGCAGCUCCUUUUCUGCUGUCCUUAAAGCAACACUGCCAUGUAUUGAUUAAUGUAACCCAUAAAAUGUAAAAGCUGACUGCCUUCUUGCCGAUUAAAGCAUUCACUUGCAUUUUCUUGGCAAGCAGAAAGCAACCUGGGGUGGGGGAGUCAUUUUGUCUUUACUAAAAAUAGACCCAAGUUUUAUUUCUUUUACCACGCACAGCAGCACUUGCUGGUAGCCUAUGUGCAGCCUGGACCACUGGGAUUGCUGCUGUUGGGUUGGUCCACUAGUUCUUUUAGGGCAUCGAUGGGAUAACCUGUGGUCCUCCAGAUACUGCUGGACUCCAGCUCCCAUCAGCCUUGACCAUUGGCCAUGCUGGCUGGAGCUGAUGGGAGCCAGAGUCCAAGAACAGCUAGAGGGCCUCAGUUUCCUGCCUUGUUUUAGGACCAAGAUAGCAGUUGUACAUCAUCUCCUGUUGCAACUUUAGUGAUGGCAGAAUUGCCAGUGGUGUGCUCCAGAAACAACUACAGCUCUUCUUAGGAGUGACUAGUUUUGAGAUGGUCCUUUGCAAAGAGCUCUCUGAUACCCCUGUCCUGCGAUGCUCAGUGGAUCCUCAACCACAGGCUUACUUAGGAGCAUAUAUGCUACCUCCAGGAUCUGGUGCAGCAGGCCUUUGAAUACCAGAGAACAAAAGCGGGAGAUGGCUGUUGUCCAAUGUGGUGUAAUGGUUAGGGUAUCAGGGUAUGACCUAGGAGACCAGGGUUUGAAUCCCCACUCAGCAAUGAAAGCUCACUGGGUAACCCUGGGCCAUUCACUGUAUCUCACCCUAACCUACCUCACAGGGUGGUUGUGAGGAGAAAAUGGGCAGGGGAGAACCAUGUACACUGCCUUGAGCUCCUUGGAGGAAAGGUGGGAUAUAAAUGUAAUAGACACAUAAGUACUGCUUGUGGGCUUCCCUGAGGCAUCUGGUUGGCCACUGGUGACAAAGAGGCUGCUGGACUAGAUAGGCCUUGGGGUGUAAUCCAGUAGAGCCCUUAGGUGCUUAUUGUGAGAAGUAAAAAUGGUGGCUUGCAGACCCACUGCUGCCUACACCAGGCCUAGGUCUUCUACAGUUAGCAGCAUCCCAGUGACUGAGGGGCUUAUACAUAAAAUGGGCACUCAUUAUGAUGGCUCUGUACUAUCAGGGGCAGUAUGGCUCUGAAUACCAGUUGCUGCACACCACAAAUGGGGAGAGUGCUGAUAUCCUGCUUGUGAGCUUCCCAUAGGCAGCUGGUAAAUCACAGUGAGAACAGAGUGUUGGACCUUUAGACUGAUCCAGCAGGGCUCGUCUUGUGUUCAGUGCUUCACUGCCACCACCCUUCUCAUUUGUGAGUUCUGUAUCACCAGGAUAUAUUCAGUGUACAUAUUUCAUAAUUGGUAUUAUUGGUCAAGUAGCAACUAUCACUUCAGAACAGGUGGGGAACUUCCAGCCUGCAGCCCUAAUUAGGCCAACCAGGCCUCCCAAUUUAGUGUGCAAGGCCAUUUUGGCCCAGCCACACCCACCUGUCACUCAUCUGAGAUAAGGUAAAGCUGCAGCUGCAAAGGAACAAUGGGAGAGUUAAGAGCUUGCUCAGAUUGUUCCUUUGCAUAGUUUUCACUGGGCACUGUAGCAUAGCUCUAGCCAGGGAAAGAUCCACUUAAUAUCAUAUGACAUCAGGUGAUUGACAGGUGCGUGUUCCUGCCCACCUAUCAAAUGUCACCCACAGAGAGUUGACAACAAUUUGAUCUGACCAAAACUGAUUCCCUACCCGUUCUAACACAUCACAGUAGUUUCCUGUAUGGAAAUUUGCCUGCCCUGAUGCACACAAAAAGUAUGGGUUUGACUGUAACUAUUGUAAUAUCCUGUUUUUUUAAUUGUUUCAGGGAAAUGUAUCCAAGUGCCUAAUCUGUAAAAACAGCAAGAAGCCUUUAAGAACCAUCAGACCCUUUGAAUAUAAUUGUACCUCUUUAAAACCCACCUUGCAACCUUUAAUUUAAAAUCUCACUGUGGUGACAGAGCUCGCACUAAAUUAAAGAUCUUGCACUGAAAAGGCAAGGUAUAAAUGUUUUAAAUUAAAAAUAAAUAAAUUUCACACAAACAGCAGCUAAUAGAAAUUGACAGAGCUUAAAUUAAGCUAAUGUUCACCUAGUUCGACCUGUGUUGCUUCCGUAUAAAUUAACCUGCUUGCCUAACUGUAGUUUAGGAAAGCACCUUUAGGCAAAUAAAUUAUAAUUCAGAAGUAGCUCAGUGACCAAGUUCAUUUUCUGCUUGUAAAAGGAACUCAGGUUUAAACCAUGGGUACCUCUCUCUGUUAACCUACCUCAGUGAAUUGUUAUGAGGAUAAAAUGGGGGAAAAUCCAUGUAUGCCAACAUUGAGCUUUCAGUGUUCUAUGCUCUGAUAACCUCCUAAUUAGACCACUGCAAUGAGUUUUACAUGGGGCUUCCCUUGAAGAUUGUGCAGCAAUUGCUGGUGGUGUAGAAUACUGCUGACAAGUUAUUAUGUGGGGCAGCAAGAUGGGAUCAUGUGUCACCAAUCCUUAAAGUAUUGCAGCGGCUGCCUGAGAGCUACUGGGCCCAAUUCAAAGGACUGGAACUAGCAUACAAAGCCCUGAAUGGCUUGAGAUUCAGGUAUUUGAAGAAGUGUCUUCCCCAGUACCUAUCAGUUCAGGCUUUGAGAUGGGUGGGGGAGGCCCUGUUUGUGUUCACUGGACAGGCACGGCUCAUGUGCUGGUGAUGCAAAGCAGGGCUUUCUCAGUGGAGGGGCUCUGGUUGUAGAAUUCCCUUCUGGUGGCGUUCUGACUGCCUAAACACUUACCUUUCAGGUGACAACUAAAACAUAUUCUGGUGCACAGCUAGUGUGGAAUUAAACAAUCUAGGUACUGCUGCCUGCUGUGUUGUAUUUCAUUAUUGAUAAUGGUUUAUUUAUUGUUUUGUGAUUAUUGUAAGCCACCCUGAGCUCCUACAGGAAAGAGGCUGAGAAAUAAGAAUAAAUAAUAACAACAACAUUGUGAUAAAGGAUUUCAGUAAACAAGCUAAGAAAGUCCUCAGCAGGUAGUAAAGGUGGAGAGCAAGAGGCUUCAUGGGGCAACUGUGGUUAGAAUGUCAGAACUAGGACUGGGGAGACUUCAGUUCAAAUCUGCAUCAGCCAUGAAGCUCACUGGAUGAUCUUUGGGCUGUUUCUAUCAUCCUAUCCUACCUCAUUUGUUGCUGUUAGAAUAAAGUACAUAAUAUCGUAAUACAUGAUACUGUGGUGCAGAGGUGAGAAUGAAGGAGGGAGAAUAAUGGCUUGCCAAAGGCCACCUAAUGAGUUUGCAAUCAAGGCGAAUGUUGAAUAUUGGAUUUGUUUGCUCACAGUUAAACUGCUACACUACAUGUAGCUUAUUAAACAAAAAGAAACAAGUCAUGUACAAUUAAAGCUAUUGUAUAAUUUCCUCUUGACUUCAGAGGUGAUGGGCCUAUAUUCCAUAUACAAUAUUGUUUAUUGCUUAAUUUUUUUCGAUUCUGUCAUUCAUACAUUAAACAACUGUCACCAUUGCUAAUAAAGGAGUAUUAUGCCUCA
Molecule: messenger RNA, 5782 nt
Organism: Rhineura floridana
Lineage: Eukaryota; Metazoa; Chordata; Lepidosauria; Squamata; Rhineuridae
Gene: ACOX2
Product: acyl-CoA oxidase 2
Exons: 15
Coding region: 208-2199 (663 amino acids)
Biological process (GO): lipid homeostasis; very long-chain fatty acid metabolic process; fatty acid beta-oxidation using acyl-CoA oxidase
Cellular component (GO): peroxisome
Molecular function (GO): fatty acid binding; FAD binding
Source: RefSeq, a predicted model, not a curated record